Messenger RNA from Phascolarctos cinereus (koala), 887 nucleotides. RefSeq names its product gem nuclear organelle associated protein 7 (gene GEMIN7). Gene Ontology annotation, molecular function: RNA binding. The record is from RefSeq and is a predicted model, not a curated record. Gene Ontology annotation, cellular component: SMN-Sm protein complex. NCBI's taxonomy places the organism in Eukaryota, Metazoa, Chordata, Mammalia, Diprotodontia, Phascolarctidae. Gene Ontology annotation, biological process: spliceosomal snRNP assembly.
CAGGCGCACGCGGGCCGGCGGGCUUCCCCGGACGGCGCAGGCGCACGCGGUUUGGAGCGUCGCGGGAGCGAACGUUCAAUCCUGGCUUGGGUUCUGAGCCUUGGUGCGCUCGCCCGCCAGGCCCGUGGCCCGGGACCAUGCCCGAGAAGGAGCUGCCCGGCCCCGAGCCCACCGCCAAGAGUCGAAUGGCCGGCUAUCGGAGAGAAGCGCCGCAGCCCGCCGGCGAAGACAGGCAGAUCCCAAUUCCUGUCCCGGUGAUCCGCCUUCCCCGGGGUCCAGAUGGCACCAGCCGGGGUUUCAGUGCUGCCCGGGGCCGGGACGGGGCUGGCUCUGCCGAGGAGGUGGCUGAGCAGCAGGCCCGGGCUGCCCUGCGGGAGCGCUACCUCCGAAGCAUCCUCGCCAUGGUGGGGCGACCGGUGCACUUUACCCUGCACGAGCGCGUCCAAGUGGACGCCCACUUCGGGGCUACCGACCUCGAUGUGGCCAACUUCCACGUGUCCCAGUUGCAGACGCCCCUUGGGGUGCAGGGCGAGGCCCUGCUCCGCUGUGCUGACAUCAUCUCCUACUCCUUCCAGCUGUGAGCCCUCCCUCUCCAGGCAGCCCCCAGGACUUGGACAGCCAGCCUAGCCUAGGACUGGGGAGGGAGUGGCCCAACCCAAAGCGCAGGGACAGCAGCGCCCCCGUGGCCCGUGGCUCAGAUACUGGUGGGGACCAGCGGGGAGCCUUGUCCAGCUGGUGCGAAAAGGAUGCUGUGACUGGACUGAGCGCUCGGGAGAGCGAGCUGGGAUCCAUCUACCUUCCCAGGCCAGCCACAAACGUUCGGGGUCCUGGACUUCACCGAGGGUCAUCUGGGGAGGGCACCACCAAUAAACCCCUCCCUAGCCGCU